Molecule: messenger RNA, 1150 nt
Organism: Phyllostomus hastatus (greater spear-nosed bat)
Lineage: Eukaryota; Metazoa; Chordata; Mammalia; Chiroptera; Phyllostomidae
Gene: CATSPERH
Product: transmembrane protein 262
Exons: 5
Coding region: 722-1072 (116 amino acids)
Source: RefSeq, a predicted model, not a curated record
CAUCUUUCCGCCACUGAGUGAAGAGGUUUCGAGAGAGCCCUUGGUUCCCCCCAGCUUCUCAAAUGGAAGAACUUUGUGAAAUUCAUCGGGUUGCUGCCCUCCCAAAAGGAGGGCGGGUAGUGGCUCCCAACCCCACUUCCCCGCACCCCCACAGGCAAGGGUCCGCGAAAUACGUCCUUAGAUGCAGUGCACCGAACGCGGGCUGUAAAGCCGGAGAGCGUGCGUAAAGCCGGGCUGUAAAACUUGGGCUGCGGCUCAGUUGCCACCUCAGUUCCUAAAACUGGGGUACAUACUUCACAGGAGAGCUGCGAGGAUUAAAUGCACAUAUAGUAAGCCUCACGGUGCAAAGGUGCAGUCUCUCGAGGCCUGGUUCUCCGACGUGUUUCAGAAGUACCUGUGGUGCGUUUUAAGAUUCUGGGUUUCGCCCAGAUACAGCCUCUGCUGCUGCUGCUGCUGCUGCUGCUGCUGCUGCUGCUGCUUCUUUAAUAAAGGUGCAGCUGUUCACCAAGAUGAAAAGCUGAAGAGGACAGGGAAUGACCUGGAGUUCAAACGGAGACAUUGAAUGGAACAAAGGACUUUUAUCAACGUGGUCCUGAAACAUCAUAACUCCACUGCUAUUCCAGACUGUGCAUUCUAGAAGCAGAGGGGUCAGCUGCUUUUCCAGGGCAUCGUCAGCUUGCUCAAGCUCUCCCGUCCGGCUGGAGUCUGUGCUGCCGCCAGGAUGCAGUGGCGGGACCGCUUGGCUGUGUUCUUCUUCCCACAAGGCAUGGUGCUCACCAUGGCUGCACUGCUACUCUUCUUCAUACACCUGAGCGUCUUCAUCAGUGACGUGAACAAUUUCUGCUUCACCCACCGCUAUGACCGCAUGACCUUUCGCUACACAGUUGUCGUGAUGUUCUGCCAGGUGAUCGGCAUCUGCUGGGCCGCCAUGGGGUCACUCUACGCUGAGUUGAGAGAAGACAAGUUUCUUCGGUGCUUUGCCCUGACCGUCCUGAUGCUCAGUGGAGCCAUAUUCUUCAUCCGCCUGUCCCUGGAGUUUCUGGCCAUGCAGUACCGGGAGGAGACCCACUGAAGCUUGGGGGUUGGGCUGAGAAGGGGGGAAGGAAAAGGAGGCUUUGGGUAUUUUAAUAAAGUCUGCCAUUUAUUUCCA